Molecule: messenger RNA, 1427 nt
Organism: Caretta caretta (loggerhead turtle)
Lineage: Eukaryota; Metazoa; Chordata; Testudines; Cheloniidae
Gene: RIDA
Product: reactive intermediate imine deaminase A
Cellular component (GO): cytosol; mitochondrion
Molecular function (GO): deaminase activity
Source: RefSeq, a predicted model, not a curated record
CCCCUCCGGAGACGCAUGCGCGGUUCGGUGCCGUGCCCCCACGUGGGAUUGGGGGUGGAACCCUUAUUCUUCGGUAAAAGAGCGAGGCUGUCCCAGCGGGUCCGCAGGGAGCGAAGUGCGGAGCCUCGCGGCGAGUGGCAAAGGGCAGCCAUGGCCACCCUGAUAAAGCGAAUAAUCAGCACCUCGAGGGCACCGGCUGUAAUGGGCCCCUACAGUCAAGCGGUGCUGAUAGACCGGACCAUGUAUAUCGCAGGACAGCUAGGCAUGGAUCCUUCUAGUGGCCAGCUUGUGCCUGGAGGGGCAAAAGAAGAAGCUAAACAGGCUCUAAAAAAUAUAGGGGAAAUCCUGAAAGCUGCAGACUGCGACUACUGCAAUGUUGUAAAGACUACUGUGUUGAUGGCUGACAUGAAGGACUUCAGUGAUAUUAAUGAAAUCUACAAGCAGUUUUUCAGGAGUAACUUCCCAGCCAGAGCAGCCUACCAGGUUGUUGCUUUGCCAAAUAAUGCACGAGUUGAGAUUGAAGCUGUAGCCAUCCAGGGACCAAUCCAAGAGGCAUCAGCAUGACUAUAAAUACAGUACUCUAAUACACUACUAAUUGUGUCUGAGGCUUAGGCCCUGUUCCUGCAAUUGGCUGCCUGUGGGCUCACCCCCUUGGAAGCUCCAUGGAAAAGCACCUUUGCACAGUCUGUUGCAGGAUCUUACAUUCUCUAAAACCCCCAUCAUGUAAUGAACUCUGUGCAGGCAGAUCCCUGUGCCCAUGUGUAGCCCCAUUGUCAUCAAUGGGGCUCUGCGCUGGUUUCAGGGUUUGUCUGUACUCAUUGCAGGAUUGGGGCCUUAGUCUGUAAUGGUGGCUGGGUAUUGUCACCUUCCUAAAAGGUUGUUUCAGGUAAGGUUAUCCAAUAAUGAACAAACUCUCAAAAUAUAUGGAAGCAGAGAAUUGCAUUGGUGGUAACAUGAUAGCAUAUGCUGUAACCUUUAGAAAUCCUGCUAGCACUCUAGAUAUAAAUCAUAGACCUGGGUUUUUAAUACAUCACUUAAUAUUUUUAUAAAUGAGCUGGAGUUCAUGCAUUUCUAACUAUAGAAAACCUGAUUCGCUGCAGCACAGAAGUGAAAAUACAUAUUUGGGGAUUCACUGUAUGAGCUUUGAACACCUGAAGUGUUUGAUUAGAUCAGGGGUCUCAAACUCAAAUGAGGACAAGUACAUUGGCCUGAGGGCUGCAUCAGAGGACUCCCCCAUUGCCCCGCCCCUGUCCCCACUCCGCCCCUUCCAUGAGGCCCCACCCCAUCUCUUCCCAGCCCCCAUUCCAACCUCUUCCCUGAAAUUCCCACCCCAACUCUGCCCCCUCCCUGCCCCCAGGGGGUGCAGGAGGGGUGUGGCAGGGGGUCCAGGUGCAGGAGGGGUGCAGCAGGGGGCUCAGGGCAGGGGG